Molecule: messenger RNA, 1368 nt
Organism: Capronia epimyces CBS 606.96
Lineage: Eukaryota; Fungi; Ascomycota; Eurotiomycetes; Chaetothyriales; Herpotrichiellaceae
Exons: 1
Coding region: 1-1368 (455 amino acids)
Biological process (GO): dihydrofolate metabolic process; tetrahydrofolate biosynthetic process; glycine biosynthetic process
Cellular component (GO): mitochondrion
Molecular function (GO): dihydrofolate reductase activity; NADP binding
Source: RefSeq, a predicted model, not a curated record
AUGUCGACAAUCCCUACACCCCCGUCGACGACCCUCUCAGCACCGCCGUCGCCCACCGAACUCCCCAGCACAGCCUUCGAGGUGACGGACGACAGCGACGACGCCGACGACCACGAGACGACAAUGCAGUCGUCCGCUCAACGGAUCAUCAAGACCACCACCACCACCAUCAGGCCCGUCACCGUGCACCCGAAGCCGAUCUACGUGAUUGUCGCGACGAGCCUCAACCCGCCCAUGGGCAUUGGCCAGGCGGGCGGGCUGCCGUGGCCCCCGAUCAAGGCGGACAUGGCAUUUUUCCGGAAAGCCACUACUCAAGUUUCAUCGACGACAGCAGCAGCAGCACCAACAACAUCACCAUCACCAUCGACAAAUCUACCCACCCGCACCCGAACCCUCAAUGCCGUCAUAAUGGGUCGGAAGACGUGGGAGAGCAUUCCACCAAAGUUCCGUCCGCUGGCCGGCCGAUUGAACUUGGUCAUCACGCGCAGCAACCCCAGAGACGUGGGCCAGCAGAUCGCAGACGACUUGAAGUCUCAGAAGCAGAAUGCCGACGUGGACUGGACGGUCUGCGAGAUUCCCUCGCCGGCGAGGGCCAACACCCGGCCGCAAAUAUCCAAGAACACCAUCCCGACACCUGGCACGACUACGACUACGAUUGUCACGCCGUCGUCCUCCUCCUCGUCUUCUUCGACACAGGCACCGAUCUUAGUUUCCUCCUCCAUCGCGUCCACGCUGGUCCUCCUGUCCUCCCCAUCACCCAUCCCCCUUCCAACCGGCGGUGGAGCCGAGGCUCCAAGUCGCGACACCGGCAUAUCAAUCGACAAAAUCUUCUGCAUCGGCGGCGCCGAGAUCUACAGCCAAAUCCUGUCGCUGGCGUCUACGUCCAUGUCUACUAUCGGGGUCGGCAAGCGCGACAAAUCCUCCGGAGCCGCUGUCCCGUCCACCAGUCAACGCUCGACGGGGACCGAGACCGAUACGGACGGCGAAACGGAUGGCGAAUUUGACGUGCGGAUUCUGCAGACCCAAGUGCGGCGCGUUCGUUGCCCGAACAUCGAGGCCGGCGGUGGCGACGGCGGGCCGGAGGUCGAUUUCGAAUGUGACACCUUCUUUCCCGACGCACUGCCUGCCGACCCGAGCAUCAAGUCCGCCAAAUGGAAGCCCGUGCCUCCGCAGCGGCUGAGGGAAUGGGUCGACGGCGUCGAGGUGCCGCAGUGCCAGGGCCAGGAGAUACCAGCCAGUGGCGACGCGCAAGGACAGACGUCCUCCAGCACCAGCCUGGCGACGAAUACAGGAGAAGACGACGAUGCUUGGUAUGACGAUGGGAAAUCCGGUGUGGAGAUUCGUGUGGUGGGAUGGGAGAGACGAUGA